AGAGCCCGGUCGGUUUGUGGCAGCCAAGCUCCGGAGUUAGCAACUUAGUUUAUUUCCUGUAUAACACGUUGAUUCGAGUCUGGGACCAGAGACAUGAUCGUGUCCUCGGCAGCGGAGGAUCUCAUGCUGACGUCAGAUCUGCACUUUGUGUCCGGAGCUCGUUUCUGAAUGGGGAGUGGGAGCGUUAGCCGAGGCUAGCAUCACAAGCUAACCUGUCAGUGGACUGCUGUCGGUACCAUACGGGCCCACCAGGCUCCUGGACCCCGUAGCGGCUGAAGAUUGAUGCGCUGGACCGAGAAGCUGUUGCCAUGGGAACGACGACGAGCGAGCCAUGUAUCUACGACAAACUGUCCGAGAGCAUAGACAUCCUCCGGCAGUCGGGCUACCGCUACGGCAUGUCGGAGAGGGAGAUCGAGAGGUUCAUCAAGCAGGUGCUGGAGACCAACGAGCCCCGGAGAGAGCCCCCCCAGUUCCCCAUCCUCAGAGCCACCAUCAAGUUUGUGGUGGUAGUGGGCCUCCUGCUGGUGGCGGCGCUGGCCUUCACCUACCCUCAGACUUCCCCCCAGCUGGGUCUGGUCAACCUGGGCUGCUACAACUGGUCGUCGCCCCUCAGCCACGUGCGCCUGUUGUCUCUGCCCAUCGCCAAGAAGUACAACCUGCAAGGUUUCCAUGAAUGGUGGAGCGCCGGCUCGCUCCGGCACAGUCUGGUGAACUGUUCGGGCUGUGCAGAGAUCUCCUCUGUGCUGGAGGUCCCAGAAAGCCUGAGAGGGACGGUGAACCUGCGACGGGGGCCGCAGCUCGUCCUGCUGAAGGGGGGGGAGUCUCUCAGCGUCCAGCGACAGCAGCUGGAGGAGCUCUACUUGGCCCAUUCAGGGUCCAUGUCCAUUCUGCUGGAGGAGGAGGACGACCUGCAGAACCACAACUUCGGCCUCCCUCAGGGACCCGCCAACUUCACCCUGCUCUGGAGGUUCAGCUCUGGAACCAGGGAGAAGGUGUUGAGGUGGCUCUUCCCCAAGGCGGAGCUCUGUCCCCUGCUGGACAGUGCAGGAACCAUCCUGCAGCGGUGCCUAGUCACACACAGCACGAACUCCCAGAGCAAGGGCGUCCGGGUGCUGGGCUGGCUGGUGGUGGGGGAGGGGCUGCCCACUGUUCGAGUUCUGCCUGUUCAUCGCUGUCAGAAACACUGCAGCUCCUUCAACCUUUGGCUCACACCCGGAGACAUGGUGUACGCUGACCCUCGUUACUGGCAGAUGGAGCUUUUCCCCGGCCGAGGCCAGAACAUCAUCUGUGACGGAUCGACCUUUUAACUUCCGGUCGGAGCGAGGCGAAGGAGAACAGAGCUGAGGACCCGGGACACGCAGAUCAGCUGGGAAUGUUUGAGACUUCCUGUCGAGGCGUUUCGGAGCGCGUCACCUGUGUGGCCCCGCCCACUGAUGCCUUAUAACCCUCCUGUCUUUUACCCGUCUACUAAACCUAGGGGAACUCCUCAGUGAACUGGAAACCACCGCACACGACUUCAUUUAGGAAAAACUGCAUUUCCUACCUGUUUAAAGAGUGGAGGUCGGACGGUUCAUCCAUGUGAACGACACGUUAGUGAACUCUCUGCAUUAGCAGCUCUGAUGUCCUGCAUGUGCUUUUGCCAAAGCUUCAAGCAGAACUCAAGAAAAUAGGUGUUUCUCUUUUUCAGAAGGUGGUGGAUCACCUUUUAAAUCCCCAAGCUCAUCACUGAUCCGUCUGAUCUGCUGUCGUGUCCAUUCACAACCGUUUCCAGUUAAAAAAAUCAUCGAUCACAGCAUUGUAAGUGUGAUUGAGAAUGAGUAGAUGUCAUCUUUUUGUCUGUUAAGCUCUGCACCUGAACAGGUUGUUGGAAAUAACAAUGUCGACCGGACGGAUGAAAAAUAAUCACUUCUCCCAAACAGAGAAUAUCACGAGCACCAUGUCAGAUUUAAAAAACAUGUUCAGUUUGAUGGUCAAUGCAGCUGUUGUUAAGUUUCCAUCGUGUAUUUUCUAAUUUACUUUAUUCAGGAAGUUAAGAAUCACAUGGAGCUCAGUAAGAACCCUCAGCUCACUUUGUCCCUGGCCUCUAAGAAUUUAAUUAAAUUAAAUUAGUCUGAGCAUCAUGUUCAUUCACUCUGAACUUUCUGGGAAUUGAUUGAUUUUGGCAUCAGGAAUUUCUUAAUGACAUCUUAAAACAGAGAUGGAAAAGAGCAAGUCCUGCUGCAAUGAAAAAACUGCUUCCUGACGUUCUUGAGGUUUUCUUUAAACGUGUAAUUAAAGGAAAAGUAAGUUAGUAUUUUCAACAGAGAAAUCUGUAAUUAAGCUAUUCUAGUUUAAUUAUUAGUCAAUUAAUUAAUUAGCCAUUAAAGGACUAAUUUGUCUGAUAACAAGACUUAUGAGGGUGAACUGAACCUUUAACAACUUACAGCUCAAACUCACAACACGUCACAAACCCAGACAGAUUUUAUAGUUUAUUUUCCUCCCACAUGUUUAUCUGCUCAAGGUGUUUUUAAUUUGGAGAUUUUAUGGACAAAGUUGCUUAUCUUAUUUCAGUGUAAUUAUUUAUUGUUAUGAUUGUUUAUAUGUUGAAGCCAUUAACUAUAAUUAAUAAUGUGUUGUAAUAUUAUUAUACUUGUGAUUAUCAGGACUGAGGUUAACAGAUCAUCUCCAGCAGAUUCUGAGAAAUCAACAAUCCAUGAGGGAGCAGAAGAAAUAUUUUGUGCAUGAUCGGGGUUUUUCACGGUGUAGACAGGAGUCUAUUAUAAAAUCAGUUUGCCAAAGUAAAAGCCUGUCAAAUCUGAAUUUCAGUGUUUUAGAGACGCACGCCCUCGUGUUGUUCAAGUUUCCAGACGCCAGUUCUAAGAAAUCAGGGGGUGAAUCUCUAAAAUUGUUCGCUUUGCAUAGAAAUGUCCUAGUUUUAUGAGAAAAUUAAAAGUCGCUGUAUUUGCUUCCA
Molecule: messenger RNA, 2950 nt
Organism: Limanda limanda (common dab)
Lineage: Eukaryota; Metazoa; Chordata; Actinopteri; Pleuronectiformes; Pleuronectidae
Gene: c4h6orf89
Product: chromosome 4 C6orf89 homolog
Exons: 8
Coding region: 309-1307 (332 amino acids)
Cellular component (GO): nucleolus; Golgi membrane
Source: RefSeq, a predicted model, not a curated record